Messenger RNA from Artibeus jamaicensis (Jamaican fruit-eating bat), 15538 nucleotides. RefSeq names its product bromodomain PHD finger transcription factor (gene BPTF). The transcript has 33 exons. The record is from RefSeq and is a predicted model, not a curated record. Gene Ontology annotation, biological process: regulation of transcription by RNA polymerase II. Lineage: Eukaryota; Metazoa; Chordata; Mammalia; Chiroptera; Phyllostomidae. The coding region runs from base 242 to 9790 and encodes 3182 amino acids. Gene Ontology annotation, molecular function: RNA polymerase II cis-regulatory region sequence-specific DNA binding. Gene Ontology annotation, cellular component: NURF complex.
CCGCUGUCGGUUCCCCCAGUCACCGAGCGAGAGGGAAGAAACAAGAUGGCGGCUGAAGGCGAUCCGGAGUGGGGCCCUAGCAAUUCGGAUUGAGCCUUCUCCCUCCACCCGCUUCCGCCGGCCGGGCCCCUCCCGCCCGGCCCCGCGGGCCUCCCCACCCGGCCUCGGCGCUCCCCACCGCCAGCCCUCCGCCCACCCCUCCCCCUUCGCUUUCCCUUCUCCCCCCCGCCUCGGCUCCGACAUGAGGGGCCGGCGGGGCAGGCCGCCCAAGCAGCCCGCAGCUCCGGCUGCGGAGCGCUGCGCCCCGGCCCCGCCGCCGCCGCCGCCGCCGCCCACGUCUGGACCCAUCGGGGGGCUCCGCUCGCGGCACCGCGGCAGCAGCCGAGGCAGGUGGGCCGCCGCCCAGGCUGAGGUGGCGCCCAAGACGCGGCUGAGCUCGCCCAGGGGGGGCGGCAGCAGCAGCAGCCGAAGGAAGCCGCCGCCGCCGGCCCCCCCCAGCACCAGCGCCCCGGGCCGGGGGGGGCGAGGAGGCGGGGGCGGCAGGGCGGGGGGCGGGGGCGGCGGCGGCGGCCACCUGGCCCGGACCACCCCGGCCCGGAGGGCCGUCAACAAAGUGGUGUACGAUGACCACGAGAGCGAGGAGGAGGAGGAGGAGGAGGACAUGGUCUCCGAGGAGGAGGAGGACGCUGAAGCGGAGGAGACCCAGGAUUCCGAGGAGGACGAGGAAGAUGAGAUGGAAGAGGACGAUGAUGACUCCGAUUAUCCGGAGGAGAUGGAAGACGACGCCGACGACGCCAGUUACUGCACGGAAAGCAGCUUCAGGAGCCAUAGCACCUAUAGCAGCACUCCAGGUAGGCGAAAACCAAGAGUACAUCGACCUCGUUCUCCAAUAUUGGAAGAAAAAGAUAUCCCACCCCUUGAAUUUCCCAAGUCCUCUGAGGAUUUAAUGGUGCCUAAUGAGCAUAUAAUGAAUGUUAUUGCCAUUUAUGAGGUACUGCGGAACUUUGGCACUGUUUUAAGGUUAUCUCCUUUUCGCUUUGAGGACUUCUGUGCAGCUUUGGUGAGUCAAGAGCAGUGUACACUUAUGGCGGAGAUGCACGUUGUGCUUUUGAAAGCAGUUUUGCGUGAAGAAGACACUUCCAAUACUACCUUUGGACCUGCUGAUCUGAAAGAUAGCGUUAACUCCACGCUGUAUUUCAUAGAUGGAAUGACGUGGCCGGAGGUGCUGCGGGUGUACUGUGAGAGUGAUAAGGAGUACCAUCAUGUGCUUCCUUACCAAGAAGCAGAGGACUAUCCUUAUGGACCAGUAGAGAACAAAAUCAAAGUUCUGCAGUUCUUAGUGGAUCAGUUUCUUACCACAAAUAUUGCUCGUGAGGAACUGAUGUCUGAAGGGGUGAUCCAAUAUGAUGACCAUUGUAGGGUUUGUCACAAACUUGGGGAUUUGCUUUGCUGUGAGACAUGUUCAGCGGUGUACCAUUUGGAAUGUGUGAAACCACCUUUGGAGGAGGUGCCAGAGGAUGAAUGGCAGUGUGAAGUCUGCGUAGCACAUAAGGUGCCUGGUGUGACUGACUGUGUUGCUGAAAUCCAAAAAAACAAACCGUAUAUUCGACAUGAACCUAUUGGAUAUGACAGAAGUCGGAGAAAAUACUGGUUCCUAAACCGGAGGCUCAUAAUAGAAGAAGAUACAGAAAAUGAAAAUGAAAAGAAAAUUUGGUACUACAGUACUAAGGUCCAACUUGCAGAAUUAAUUGACUGUCUAGACAAAGAUUACUGGGAAGCAGAACUCUGCAAAACUCUGGAAGAAAUGCGUGAAGAGAUCCACCGGCACAUGGACAUAACUGAGGACUUGACCAAUAAGGCUCGGGGCAGUAACAAAUCCUUUCUGGCAGCAGCUAAUGAAGAAAUUUUGGAAUCCAUAAGAGCAAAAAAGGGAGAGAUUGACAUUGUUAAAAGCCCAGAAGAAAUAGAAAAGGACAACAAUGAGACUGAAAAUAAUUCCAAAGAUGCUGAGAAAAACAGAGAGGAGUUUGAAGACCAGUCCCUUGAAAAAGAUAAUGAUGACAAAGCACCAGAUGAUGAUCCUGAGCAAGGAAAAUCUGAGGAGCCAACAGAAGUUGGGGAUAAAGGUAACUCUGAGUCAGCAAAUCUUGGCGACAACACAACAAAUGCUUCUUCAGAAGAGACUAGUCCCUCUGCAGGGAGGAGUCCUGUGGGGUGUCUCUCAGAAACCCAUGAUAGCAGCAACAUGGCAGAGAAGGUGGCGGCAUCUGAGCUCCCCCAGGAUGUGCCAGAAGAACCUAACAAGACAUGUGACAGCAGUAACACUAGUGCUACCACUACCUCCAUUCAGCCUAAUCUGGAAAACAGUAACAGCAGCAGUGAACUAAACUCUUCCCAGAGUGAAUCUGCUAAGGCAGCUGAUGAUCCUGAAAAUGGAGAAAGAGAGUCUCUUACACCUGUCUCUAUUCAAGAAGAGAUAGGUGAUUUCAAAUCAGAAAAGUCUAAUGGGGAAAUAAGUGAGUCUCCUGGAGGUGGACGAGGAGCAUCUGGUUCAACUCGAAUUAUCACCAGGUUACGGAAUCCAGACAGCAAACUUAGUCAGUUGAAGAGCCAACAGGUGGCAGCUGCAGCCCAUGAAGCAAAUAAAUUAUUUAAGGAGGGUAAAGAGGUACUGGUAGUUAACUCUCAAGGAGAAAUUUCACGGUUGAGCACCAAAAAGGAAGUAGUCAUGAAAGGAAAUAUCAAUAAUUAUUUUAAGUUGGGUCAAGAAGGGAAGUAUCGUGUCUACCACAAUCAAUACUCCACCAACUCAUUUGCUUUGAAUAAGCACCAGCACAGAGAAGAUCAUGAUAAGAGAAGGCAUCUUGCACAUAAAUUCUGUCUGACUCCAGCAGGAGAGUUCAAAUGGAAUGGUUCUGUCCACGGGUCCAAAGUUCUUACAAUAUCUACUCUGAGACUGACUAUUACUCAACUAGAAAAUAAUAUCCCUUCAUCUUUUCUUCAUCCCAAUUGGGCUUCACACAGGGCUAAUUGGAUCAAGGCAGUUCAGAUGUGUAGCAAACCCAGAGAAUUUGCACUGGCUUUAGCUAUUUUGGAGUGCGCAGUUAAACCAGUUGUGAUGCUACCGAUAUGGCGGGAGUCUUUAGGACAUACCAGGCUACACAGGAUGACAGCAAUUGAAAGAGAAGAAAAAGAGAAAGUCAAAAAAAAGGAAAAGAAACAAGAAGAAGAAGAAACAAUGCAGCAAGCCACUUGGGUAAAAUAUACAUUUCCAGUUAAACAUCAGGUGUGGAAACAAAAAGGCGAGGAAUACAGAGUAACAGGAUAUGGUGGUUGGAGCUGGAUUAGUAAAACUCAUGUUUAUAGGUUUGUUCCUAAAUUGCCAGGGAAUACUAAUGUGCAUUACAGAAAGUCAUUAGAAGAAACCAAAACUAGUAUGAACGAAAAUAUGGAUGAAUCAGAUAGAAGAAAAAGCCCACGAAGUCCAAAAAAAAUAAAAACAGAGCCUGAUUCUGAGAAAGACGAGGUAAAAGAUUCAGAUGCAGCAAAAGGAGCAGACCACGGUGAAAUGGAAAUUUCAAAGAUUCCUGAGAAGAAGGACCAAGAUGUGAAAGAAGUUUUAGAUUCUGACAAUGAUAAAUCCUUUAAGGAAGAACCAAUGGAAAUAGAUGAUGAUAUGAAAACAGAAUCACACAUAAAUUGUCAGGAAAGUUCUCAAAUAGAUGUGGUCAAUGUCAGUGAGGGUUUUCAUCUAAGGACUAGUUAUAAAAAGAAAAUUAAAUCAUCCAAACUAGAUGGACUUCUUGAAAGGAGAAUUAAACAGUUUACACUGGAAGAAAAACAGCAACUUGAAAAAAUGAAGUUGGAGGGUGGAAUUAAGGGCACAGGAAAGACCUCUGCAAGUUCCUUGAAAAGUCCGUCUGAGUCACCAGGAUUAACAAAAGCAAAAGAAGGGUGUUAUAGUGACUUGCUUAGGCAAGAACGAAGCCCUAAUGCAAGUAAUGAUAAAUCUGAAGACUUUUUUCGGGGAUAUUCACAAAGUGAUUCCUCAGUUCUGGGAAUCAGUGAUCCUGAUCAUACAACAAGCAAACUUUAUCCAAAAGAUCCAAUGUUAGAUGACGUCUCCAUUCAGAGCCUAGAGACAAACUGUCAGAAACAAUAUUCUGUUGGAAAUGACAUAGAUGAGAGUCUCUCUGAACCAACUAGUAAAGGCUUGGAACCCAGUAAGAUUAAAACAAAGGGAAGUGAUUUUCUUAUUGAUGACUCUAAACUAGGCUGUGCAGAUGAAAUUGGUACUUUGAUGUCUAAGAACAAAAAACCACUCACACAGGAGAAUAAUGACACUAUUGUUUCUCCUUCCCAAAGCCCUUUACUUCCAUCAGUAUCUAGAAGUACCGAUGAUAGAGAUAUCCCAUCUCUGUCCAAAGCAAUGGACUUUCAAGGGAAAACGGGAUGUGACUUUGAAUAUAAUAGCACUUUGGAAAAUAGUUCUGAUACUUUGUCUAUUCAAGACAGCAGUGAAGAAGAUAUGAUUGUUCAGAAUAGCAAUGACAGUAUUUCUGAGCAGUUCAUAACUCAAGAACAAGGUAUUGAAGGCUUGGAACCAUUGAAAUGUGAGUCUGUUUCAGAUAAGUCCACUGGAAUCUGUGAUGACAGGCUGCAGGGUAAGGUAACUGAAGCAAAUGGUAAAAAACUGAAUCAAGAACAGAAAUUAGAGGAGCAACCAGUUAAUAAAUGUAUUGAUCAAAUAAAUCUAAACAGUAGCACUGACAAAAAGAAUAAUGAAAAUCGAGAGUCUCAAAAGAAAGGACAGAAAGCAAGUACCUUUCAAAUAAAUGGAAAAGAUAAUAAACCUAAAGUAUAUUUGAAAGGUGAAUGCUUGAAAGAAAUUUCUGACAGUAAAGUAGUAAGUGGUGAUGUUGAACCAAAGGUUAAUAAUAUAAAUAAAAUAAUUCCUGAAAGUGAUAUUAAGUCUUUGACUGUUAAAGAAUCUGCUGUAAAGCCAUUCAUGAAUGGUGAUGUUAUCAUGGAAGAUUUUAAUGAAAAAAAUAACUUGGAAGCCAAAUCAUGCUUACCGAGAUCUUCAGAUGCUGAAGGUGACUACCAAGACGGCCUAGAGACCCUCCCAUUAACCAAAGAGUCUGAGAGAACACAAACUAUUACACCUCCCCCAUCUUGUCCAGAAAGUAGUUCAGUGACUCAGGUAGAAGAUAUGGAAAUUGAAAGCUCAGAAGUUAAGAAAGUUUCUCCAUCACCUAUUACUUCUGAAGAGGAAUCUAACCUCAGUAAUGAUUUCAUUGAUGAAAAUGGCCUGCCCACCAACAAAGAUGAAAAUGUCAAUGGAGAAUCUAAAAGAAAAACAGUCAUCACAGAAGUUACCACCAUGACAUCCACAGUGGCCACAGAGUCAAAAACUGUAAUCAAAGUAGCAAAAGGUGAUAAGCAGACUGUGGUCUCUUCCACAGAAAAUUGUGCCAAAUCCACAGUUACAACCACCACUACAACAGUAACAAAGCUUUCCACACCCUCCAUAGGCAGCAAUGUGGACAUCAUCUCUGUGAAGGAGCAGAGCAAAACUGUGGUCACCACAACAGUGACAGACUCACUGACCACCGCAGGAGGCACUUUGGUAACAUCUAUGACUGUAAGCAAAGAAUAUUCCACAAAAGAUAAAGUGAAACUCAUGAAAUUUUCAAGACCGAAGAAGACUCGUUCAGGUACAGCUCUACCAUCUUAUAGAAAGUUUGUCACCAAGAGCAGCAAGAAGAGCAUAUUCGUUUUACCUAAUGAUGACUUAAAAAAAUUGGCCAGAAAAGGAGGAAUCCGAGAAGUCCCUUAUUUUAAUUACAAUGCUAAACCUGCCUUGGAUAUAUGGCCAUAUCCUUCUCCUAGACCAACCUUUGGUAUCACUUGGAGGUAUAGACUUCAGACCGUGAAGUCCUUAGCUGGAGUAAGUCUUAUGUUACGGUUGCUGUGGGCGAGUCUGCGAUGGGAUGACAUGGCAGCCAAGGCUCCUCCAGGAGGAGGGACUACCCGGACAGAAACAUCUGAAACUGAAAUCACAACAACAGAAAUAAUUAAGAGGCGAGAUGUUGGUCCGUAUGGCAUUCGAUCGGAAUACUGUAUCAGGAAAAUCAUUUGCCCCAUUGGAGUUCCAGAAGCACCAAAAGAAACACCAACACCUCAGAGGAAAGGCCUUCGAUCAAGUGCAUUGCGGCCAAAGAGACCAGAAACACCCAAGCAAACUGGCCCUGUUAUUAUUGAAACCUGGGUAGCGGAGGAAGAGUUGGAACUAUGGGAGAUCAGGGCGUUUGCUGAGAGAGUGGAGAAAGAAAAGGCACAAGCAGUUGAGCAACAGGCUAAGGUUAGUGAACAGAAGAAGGCAGAGGACUUCAAGGCCCAAAUGGAGGCUCACCUCAAACAGCAGCGGUUGGCUGCCCAGCAGAAACGGUUGGAACAGCAGAAGCCUACAGUAAUUUCAGCUUCCGCAACUUCUCCAACAAACAGUACAACUAGUACCAUCUCUCCAGCACAGAAAGUUAUGGUGGCCCCCAUAAGUGGUUCAGUUACACCUGGAACUAAAAUGGUACUAACUACUAAAGUUGGAUCUCCAGCAACAGUAACAUUCCAGCAGAACAAGAACUUCCAUCAGACCUUUGCUACAUGGGUUAAACAAGGCCAAUCAAAUUCAGCCACCAGCACAGCUGCCACAUCUGCUACAACCAUUGCCAGCACAGGUCAGACGUUCCAAAUUACAGGCAAUCCAGUCACUAUGGCAGGAAAAGUAAUUACCAAACUGCCACUUCCUGCAAACAGCAAGAUUGUCGCUGUAAAUGUGCCAGCAACACAAGGAGGUGUUGUUCAAGUACAACAGAAAGUCCUGGGUAUCAUUCCAUCAAGUACAGGUACAAGUCAGCAAACCUUUACUUCAUUCCAGCCCAGGACAGCAACGGUCACAAUUAGGCCAAAUACCUCGGGCUCUGGAGGAACCGCAAGCACGUCACAAGUAAUCACAGGGCCUCAGAUCCGCCCUGGUAUGACGGUGAUUAGAACACCACUCCAACAGUCAACAUUAGGAAAGGCAAUUAUUCGAACACCUGUGAUGGUACAGCCAGGUACUCCUCAGCAAGUGGUGACUCAGAUCAUCAGAGGUCAGCCCGUUUCCACUGCAAUCUCUGCCCCUAAUACAGUUUCCUCUACACCUGGGCAGAAAGGACUACCUUCAGGAACAUCCACUGCAAAUCUGCAGUCUUCGACAUCGCAGUCCCCUCGCCCCCAACAAGGACAGGUGAAGCUUACCAUGGCUCAGCUCACUCAGUUAACACAGGGCCACGGUGGGAAUCAAGGUUUGACAGUAGUAAUUCAAGGACAAGGUCAAACUACUGGACAGUUGCAGUUGAUACCUCAAGGAGUGACUAUACUUCCAGGUCCAGGACAGCAGCUGAUGCAAGCUGCGAUGCCAAAUGGUACUGUUCAGCGAUUCCUCUUUACCCCAUUGGCAACAACAGCCACAACAGCCAGCACCACCACCACCACCACUGUAUCCACCGCAGCAGCAGGUACAAGUGAACAAAGACAGAGUAAAUUAUCACCCCCGACACAGGUGCAACCAGCCAAAACCCUGCCACCAGUGCAGUCAUCAAGUGUGAAUCCUCCGGAAUCCCAGCCACAGGCUGCUCAGCCUUCAGCUCAGCCCCAGCCCCAAGCGCAGCCCCAGUCCCCAGCUCAACCUGAAGUUCAGCCUCAGCCUGAAGUUCAAACCCAAACAACUGUUGCAUCCCAUGUUCCUUCUGAAGCACAACCCACCCAAGCACAGUCAUCCAAACCCCAAGUUGCAGUACAAUGUCAGCCUCAAAGUAAUGUCCAAGGACAGCCUCCUGCUUGUGUCCAAAGUCCACCGCAGGCUCGAAUACGUCCAUCAACUCCAUCCCAGGUGUCUCCUGGUCAGCAAUCCCAGGUUCAGACUACAACCUCACAACCGAUUCCAAUUCAGCCACAUACAUCUCUUCAGAUACCUUCCCAGGGCCAGCCACAGUCACAACCCCAGGUACAGUCUUCACCUCAAACUCUUUCAUCGGGACAGACGUUAAGUCAAGUUACUGUUUCAUCCCCAUCCCGUCCUCAGCUACAAAUACAGCAGCCACAGCCCCAAGUCAUUGCUGUGCCUCAGCUGCAACAACAAGUCCAGGUUCUCUCUCAGAUCCAGUCGCAGGUUGUGGCUCAGAUACAGGCUCAGCAAGGUGGUGUGCCCCAGCAAAUCAAACUUCAGUUACCUAUUCAAAUUCAGCAAAGCAGUCCUGUGCAGACUCACCAGAUUCAGAAUGUGGUUACAGUGCAGGCAGCCAGUGUGCAAGAGCAGUUGCAAAGGGUUCAGCAACUCAGGGAUCAGCAGCAAAAGAAGAAACAGCAACAGAUAGAAAUUAAGCGGGAACACACCCUCCAAGCUUCUAAUCAAAGUGAAAUCAUUCAGAAACAGGUGGUGAUGAAACAUAAUGCUGUAAUAGAACAUUUAAAACAGAAAAAGACCAUGACUCCAGCUGAAAGAGAAGAGAAUCAAAGAAUGAUUGUCUGUAACCAGGUGAUGAAGUAUAUUUUGGAUAAGAUAGAUAAAGAAGAAAAACAAGCAGCAAAAAAACGAAAGCGUGAAGAGAGUGUGGAACAGAAACGUAGCAAACAGAAUGCUACCAAGCUCUCUGCCCUGCUCUUCAAACACAAAGAGCAACUUAAAGCUGAAAUUCUAAAAAAAAGAGCUCUCUUGGACAAAGAUCUACAAAUUGAAGUACAGGAAGAGCUCAAGAGAGACCUGAAAAUUAAGAAAGAAAAAGAAAUAGUGCAGGCCACAGCAGCAGCUGCCACUCCCCCUGCAGCACCUCCUGCACCUCCUGCCCCUCCGCCUUCGCCUCCACCUCCGCCUCCCUCGCAGCACUCAGGCCCCCAGGCCACGGCCACGGCCACGGCCACGCUGCCUGUGUCUUCCCAGAAGAGGAAGCGAGAAGAGGAAAGAGACUCAAGCUCCAAGUCCAAGAAGAAGAAAAUGAUCUCUACUACCUCAAAGGAAACUAAGAAGGACACAAAGCUUUACUGUAUCUGUAAAACGCCUUAUGAUGAAUCUAAGUUCUAUAUUGGCUGUGAUCUUUGUACUAACUGGUAUCAUGGAGAAUGUGUUGGCAUCACAGAAAAGGAGGCUAAGAAAAUGGAUGUGUACAUCUGUAAUGAUUGUAAACGGGCACAAGAGGGCAGCAGUGAGGAAUUGUACUGUAUCUGCAGAACACCUUAUGAUGAGUCACAAUUUUAUAUUGGCUGUGAUCGGUGUCAGAAUUGGUACCAUGGGCGCUGUGUUGGCAUCUUGCAGAGUGAGGCAGAGCUCAUUGACGAGUAUGUCUGUCCGCAGUGCCAGUCAACAGAGGAUGCCAUGACAGUGCUCACGCCACUGACCGAGAAAGAUUACGAGGGUUUGAAGAGAGUGCUGCGUUCUUUACAGGCCCAUAAGAUGGCCUGGCCCUUCCUGGAACCAGUGGAUCCUAAUGAUGCGCCAGAUUAUUAUGGUGUUAUUAAGGAACCGAUGGAUCUUGCCACCAUGGAAGAAAGAAUACAAAGAAGAUAUUAUGAAAAGCUGACAGAAUUUGUGGCAGAUAUGACCAAAAUUUUUGAUAACUGUCGUUACUACAAUCCAAGUGACUCCCCUUUCUACCAGUGCGCAGAAGUUCUGGAAUCGUUCUUUGUGCAGAAAUUGAAAGGAUUCAAGGCCAGCAGGUGGCAGUUCUGUAGGGGAAAGGAGGGAAGACCAUGAAACGGGACUGUACAUUGUGAUAUCUUUAGUCUGAAUUUUUAACUGGAAUCAGAACUGGAUGUUGGGGUCACUUUUAUUAUACCACGUGAUUACCUAAUUCAAAAUUGUUCCCCAAGUUCAGAUUAGUUAAUAUAAUUUUUUAAUGUUAAAAAAGAUGUAACAAACAAUUUAUUCUAGCAGCCAUGUUGAACAAUGUAUUUAAGAUUGUAAACUCCUGAGAUGCUGUAUUUAUAUACACUAUUGCAGUAGAACGUACUUUGACUUAGUCCGGUAACUGUACAGUAAUUUGAUUUACUAACAAAAGUUGUGAAUAAAACUGUGAAACUAGAAAGGAGACUUUCUGGAAUUUAAUAGAAAAAUGUGAUUUUAAUAUUGUUAUUUCUCUCUUAACAUUUUUCCUUCACAUUCCCUAAAUCAGUGUAAAUCAGCACAUGCGUGCACACACACACCAACACCUUUUACCACAAUGGUGAUGCUUUGGUAAAUGUCUCUAUUUGUCCCUUGGGCUAAAAAUGUAAUCUUUAUUUUACAUAUAUAUUUUUUAAUACUGGCUUUUUUUCGGUGAAUUUUUAUGUUUAAUGUACAGUGAACAUUUUUAAUAUUAGGUUAAAAAUUUCUUACUUGUUCUCAUACAUUUGCUCACCAAGGAUAAGUGAAAGAACAUGGCUGCUUCCCCCAGAUUGACCUUGGCGUCCACAUAAAGCAUCAUUGUUUUCAAAAAUGAAGGGUGCUUAAUUGUUCCCUGUUUUCUAUAUUCUGUAGGUCUCAUAACAACAAACUGCAGUCUACAGCUUCUUAAAGUUCAGCGUGUUAACCUAAGCGUAAAACACAGCAAGAAUCUGGUUGUCUGAACUAUUUUAAAUUAAGGAGCCAGAUGUUUUUAGUCAGGUUAUCCUGACAAGACUUGACCUAAACUUCGUUUUUAUUGGUCAUAGCAGUCCAAUUUUAUUCUUGACCAAUUUUGUCCAACGGACAAGGGAAAAGUGAAGUCAACGACACCAUUAUCUUGUCAAGAUCAAAUGGUUUUUACUAUUGUGGCAGAAGCGGGAAAAUUUUAUUGAAAAAAAAGAAAAAAGAAAGCAAGAAAAAAAGAUUAAUAUGGGGUCAAGUAUAACUCCAUGGAAAUGCCACGUCUGCUCUUCAGUGAAGAAGCUGGUUUAGAGUCUCACAGAAAACUUUUGACUGUAUUUAUUUAUUGUUGCAAAAAAGACGCUUUUUUAUUGCUGCCCUCAUUUGUCAGCUAAUUAUUUUUUCUUAUAAAAUCCAGCCCCAGUUACAUGUAAUCCAUUCUGUAUCUUAUCAUGAUUCCUAUAGAUAAAAGUACACAACGACCUCUAGAUGUCUUUUCUUUCUAUGAAAGGAGCUGCUAUGUACACAUGUGCACACACAUACCUGGGAAUCAACAAUGAGUUUCUCGUUCAUGGUAGAUAAAAAUGAAGCUUGCAGAAAGGUUGGGCUAGGCGGUCCUGGACUACAGACUCUGUUGCCUUGAAUAUAACAGUAUAAUUUGUCAUUUACUCUGCACCAGGCUAAAAAUGAGUAAAAUCUAUUUGAAGGUAUCUUGUUUGUAAACAUUUGUCAGAUUCUAAUUUUUUUCUUUUUGUAUUAAAAUUCAACUAUGGAUGUAUAUGAAACAAAAUAAAUGGAGAUCACUUUUCUCCCACAGAUGGUGUCUUUGAAUGUGCGCUAAUGAUUACCUGUAAGCCUUUGUGGGGAAAGGGAGGGCUGCAAGGUCAGUGAAAGGCAGACACGUCUACCAGCCCCUGGGUCUGUCGGCCCCAGGGUCGCAGUGGCCCUUCAUUUGGUCAUUCCCAGCCCCCUGUUGUCAACUCAGAGAAAAAGCUUCAGGGGUGCUAGUCCGGCUGUGCCUCAUCACCGCGCACCGAUGGGAACGGUGGUGUGACGGAGCACAGGGUGCCUUCUUCAGUGCGCUGCGUGGUGCCGGGCAGCCUCAGACAGCUGCUUGUAUUCUAGGGGGAGCGUUUUUUAAGUGACAUCAUCUUUUUGUGUUUUUUGCUGGUUAAGUUUUGUUGUUUGGUUCUGUCCCGUCCGUGCCCCCCCCCCCCCAAGCAGUAGGGGGAGAAACAGAAACAACACAGGAAGGGUUAUUGCAUGUUUUUCCUUUCAGUGUUCUGACAUUACACUUGUAUUACGGCAUUGUAAUAGCAGCUUCUAGAAGAUCUGCCAUGGUUGGUUUAUGCAGCUUUGCAAAAAUUUUGCACUAAUUCAUGUUAGCUUUGUCCCAGCAAAUUCUGAAAUUAAUGUUUUUAAAAAGUUCCUUCUGUUUAAUAUCAUCCUGCUAUGCAGAACCUUCCCCAGAUCAUAGUUUCUUAAAAGAAAGAUGUUGCUACAGUUCCCAGUUCUUUCUUAUUACAGGCUCAGGUGUACAGGUUAUUCUGGGUUAAUUUUAUCUGAUGAAGCCCAUUCCUUUUUGUACAUAAAAAUGACAUUUAAACCUUUGCUUACAAGCUUAAAAACACUAAAUGCUCAGUGUGGAAACCGUUUUUGCUUAAAAUAUUAACAUGAAAGUAAUCAAAAUAUAGGUUAUUUUGUCCUUUUACUUUUGAAAAAUGUUUCAUAUUGUAUGCACUGUGCCGAUGCCAGAACCCUACAUUUUAACGAAUUAUAAAGAAAGUUAUUCUGCAUCUCAUCUCAUCACAUCACAAUAUUUCUGUACUAUUUAUUCAUAGAUACAGAUAUAUAUGGACUUAAUCAUUUAAAACUUGUUGCGGCAAGAACUUUCCUACCUGUAGGCAAUAGAUUGCUAUGUUUUUAACAGAUUGUGGCAAAUUCUAAACAGCAAUUCUUUUUGUACGUAAAAGGACAUUUCAUCCUAGAAAAAUAAAGUAAUGUUUUUGACAUUGGAUUUGGUGCAGUUUCUAAUGAAACAGUGGUUGGUUGAUUGAUAUAUUUUCUGUAGCUGUUGGCAUUGCCAAAUUGUACAAAGAAGGUAGAUUUUAUGGGACUCCUCUGACCAGGAAGAUGUUAAUUUCGUAUGCAUAUUUAAUAUUAUAAAGCCUUUUGCAAUUUCUACCACCAUAUAAAUACAUAAACAUUUUAUAGUUUUAUCAACUAUAGAGCUUUAGUCUUCCAAAGGAAAUUUUUGAAAAACAUUUCUUAUAAUCCAUAUGGAGUUUCAAAAGCAGCUUUCUUAUGAGUAUUCCUUGACAAGCUUCUGCUAUUCAGUGAGAUACACAUAUGACAGCUCUUUGGCUUCAAUAAUCCAAGUAGCAGAGUGCACAUUCGUGAUACUGUUAGGGUUUUUCUACCCAGUCAUUGGGCUUGAAAAUGUAUUUAAAUUUACAUCAAUAGAUUUCCUUGUCUGAGGGUAUUUUCAAUCCUUGUGAUGUUUCAUCUGCCAAAUUCACAAUUAAAGCUAUUUCAUGAAAAGUAUUUUCAUAAUAUUGAUAAGGCUUUUUUUCUCCUAUCCCAAUUCUGCGGGAUUUGAUUUUAGUUAAUGUCCUGCAGUAAGUAGAUUUUUAAAAGUUGUGAGCUUUCAGAGAUAUUUUUUAAAGUAAAACAACUACCUUUUUAUAUUUUAAGUAGCCUGGAGUGUUUUUUAAGAGACACAGACAUUUGUUGCUGUUUGUAAUCUACCUUCCCGGAAUCUGCAAGUAAAAGUUCUUUCCCUGUUCCUGUUCAUUUCUGUUAGGCAGGUUCCCUGCAUCUCUGUGUGUUUCUGAUUGUAACUAGUCAGCCAGGCCUUGUCCAUCUGCACACUUGCAGACUGAGCUAGACAGAGCUCCAUGACCAUGGCAGAACUCUCCCUUUGGUGAUUGAGGAUGUUACCUCUAAGUCUCAGAUUUGUAGUUUUUCAAAUGAAACUGGGGGUAUAUCAGAGGCAAAGUGAUGUCUUACAAGUGCUUGGACCGCCCUGUGAGGAGUACUUUUAAUAAUUUGAAAUAUUCUGAGAUCCUUCUAGAUACUUAGAGUCAGAUACCAAAAAAGACAGAUCAUACCCAAUGUGAUGCAGCUAGGACCAAAUGCAACGGAAAAAAUAGGCUAUAUUUUUUAAAAUGAUAACGUCCUGUUCCUGAAGUUCAAGUUGUGCGUUAUAAGUGUCAGAUCUGUUGCAUAUACAUGUUCGAUAAACCUUAACAAUGAUUUUAAGAGAAAUAUAAAGUGCUGAGUGACGUUAAGACAGUAAAAAUCUAGUACUCCCUAAAAAAUGUGUAUAUAAAUAUGAAAGAUACUGCCAAAAUAAAAAGUACUUUCUGUCCUUGAAUUCUAGCAGCUUAAUUCAGAGGGAUGCUAAUGAGUUACUCUUAAAGGCACUGGACUAUUUCGUUGAUGAGGAACCAUUACAUGUGCACGCAGUCCUUUCGUCCUGGGAGCACAAAUCCACAUGCUAAUAUCUUACUGAUUUCGGUAAUUUUUUAUUGAAAACUUAUCAAUAGGGUAAAAGGGUUAGGAACUUGCUAAUUGAAUCUGCUAAUUGAGGUUUUUCAUAAAACUAAAGAUUCAUCCAAAGCACUGACUGAAUACUGAAAAGGAGAUUUUUUUUUUUUUUCACCUUGACUGCUAAGGAGAAUCCCAGUCCCCUGGGCCCAUCCUCAAGCCCGCCGUUGCUCUAACCCAUUUGAGCCUCUCAUGACUCUCAUUGCAAACCUGGUCUUCAAUGAUGGCCUUAAUCUUGAGAGGAAGUUUCUAAAAAGCUGGUCUAUGUGUGUUGGUCUGGUUGUACAUGCUAACUGGCCUUCCAGCAUCACAGAGACCACACAAUUCCAGCACAUUCUGUGUUUCCCAGACUACUCAGGCACCAGUAGUACCAGGUCAGUCUAAUCAAACCCGGACUUGCUGGCUAGGUACAAGUGAUGUUUUCUCCUCUUCUCAACCAGACCUGUUUGUAACCCUGUUCUAACACCUGACCAUCCAACCAGUGAUUGAUCUAUUUGGCCAUUCUGUCCUUUUCCCCACCGUGUUACUCAAGAUCACCAUGUGGCCUGGUGACAUUUAAAAAUUGGGCUUUGAUUUUUGUGAUUGCUACUACUUAUGUCUGAGUUUACCUUUAUCCUAAAACAAUCCGGAAGCUCUUCCUUUGCUGCAUACACUACUGCCAGUAGCUGACAUCAUCAUGUAGUUGAUUCCCAAGAAACAAUUGUAGUGUGAUUUUUAACAAGUUUGGGCAACACUCAUUUUUGGGAAAUUCUCUUCAAGUUUCUUUAGUAGUGCUUUAACCGCAAAAUAAUAGGACCUCUCAACUCCUGGUUUACCUCUUUGCUCCAUGCUUGGGACAAAAAAGGUAACUGUAUCUCCCAUUACACGCAGAUGUUCUGUCUUAGGCUGUUUCCUCAAGAAGUGUCUCUAGCAUCCCGUCCUGGCGCCCUACAGUGCUGCGUACCCAGUAAAGACUGUAUGCUACUAGACUAAAGAUAUUUCUUGAGUUUACUGAGUCCAUUUACUUUAAGACCAAAUAGGCUGUUUUCUCUAGUGCAGUUCCCUUUUAUCUUUAGGCCGUCAUCUUCAAUCAUGGGUUAUUGAUGUCUAUUCAGUGUUUCAAAUGAACUACAGUACAGCUUGGUCUUCUGUAAAAAAAGAGUGUUAAUAUCUUUGUGAACUCAAGUACAAAAUCAGUCCCAAGUUCAGCGAGUGACUAAACCUUUUUUAAUCUAGCUGGAGAGUUUACAGUUCCCAUGCUUGCAAGCUGUCAUUGAGUAUUGGUUCCAGGGUUUGUGGAAUAGGUUUGAGAGAAGCUUUCUCCCAAACCUAUGGGGCUCAGUGAGGCUAAAAAAAAAAAAAAAAAAAAAC